This is a messenger RNA of Caenorhabditis elegans, 1991 nucleotides long. It is a transcript of the gene F56B3.4, whose product is annotated as RNA polymerase II-associated protein 1 N-terminal domain-containing protein. The record is from RefSeq and is marked reviewed. Lineage: Eukaryota; Metazoa; Nematoda; Chromadorea; Rhabditida; Rhabditidae. The transcript has 6 exons. Bases 3 to 1901 code for a protein of 632 amino acids. Gene Ontology annotation, biological process: transcription by RNA polymerase II.
AAAUGUCAGAACACGUAAAACGUCCUACGGCGACGGAAACCGACGAUGAUCUGCUCAAAAUGCAGGAAGAAUGGGAGGCGGCGAACAAAAAACCGAGUGUCGAGAUUCAUAAGAUGAAAAAUCGGCAGAAAGUCGAGGAAGUUGCUUCAUUGCCGUCGAAAGUCGUCCGCGAUCAGGCCGCCCGUUUUCAAAUCGAUUUUGAUGAGGAGCAGGCCGCUUCCGGCGUGCUUUUCCCAGUUAAAGAGCGAAAUUUCGCGGAAAGAUCGGAGAUUUUGGCGGAAAAUCUUCAGAAAUUCCAAUUAUACUCGAAAGAUGACGGAUUCCCCGAGCCGCUGGAUCUUUCUGCGUAUUUUUCGGCGGAAAAUCCAAAAACUCUGACGAAUUUAGGCGGAAAGAGCUUUUUCGCCGCGGAAUUCGACCGGAUCAAUGGAAAUUUGGCGGAAAAUCUGGAUUUUAAGCAGGAAACCACUGAAAAUCCAUCGGGAAGUGACGAUUUUCAAGCUGAAAACGAGAAAUAUUUGAAAUCUCUGGAUUUUGAGAAAAUUCAAGAAAUGAAGCUGGAAAUUACCGAGAGAUUCGAUCCGAAAUUGCUGGAAUUUUUGAAAAAUCGAGGAAAUAAAGCCUCGGAGGAAACUCAAAAAAAGCCCAAAAAAAUCAGCAAAUUCAAGGCUUCUCGGCAGCAAAAAGAGCCGGAAAAUGAGCAAAAAGGUGCUCCGGAGCCACCGGCUCAAGCUCCGCCUACAAAAGUUGUGGAGGAAAUGAUGAAUGAGUUGGAAGUUUUGGAAGAAUAUGGAAAUCGAGAGGAUCAGGAGAAAUAUAAUCGACUGGCGACGGACGCUGUUCAACUGGAUCUAACCGCGAAAUUCGGCCGAAAUUUGGUCUCUCGACAGCAAAAAAACGCCGUAAAACUCUUCGAUAACUGCAAAUUACGACCGGAAACCUCUGCGGGAAGCACACCCGACCCAAUUCUGGAACUGGCACGCUCAUCAAUCGAUCAAAUUAAGACACUUUAUUUGGAGGAAAUUGCUACAGAUUCCUCCUCAAAAUCGAUAAUCUACGAGUUCGGCAAGGGUCUUAACCCAAUUUUAGACAAUUGCUGGACACUUAUCCCAGUUCGCCGUGUCCUUGACGCAGUCGAACGCCGCCACGGUACAGUAACCCCAGAUGACGUGGAAAUCGUCCGUCUCUCGCUUCUCUGGACUCUCUUGCUGUUUUCUGAACGAAAAUCCGCGUUUUUCGCGUUCGCCGAACCCAACGAAUUCUACGUUCACAUCGCGGAAGUUUUUCUGAUUGGAGCAGAAAUUCUGGCGGAUGACGUCAUCGCAGAGUGUGCUCAUCGCAUUUUAAACGGAUAUAUUUUGGCUGCGGCAAAAGACGCGAAAAUUGGACUCCGAAUGAGCGGAAAAGUCGCCGGAUUGGACGCUUUUAUGCCAUUUUACGAGAAUUUGCUGAAAAAUUAUGAGCAAUAUUCGAUGGGAGAUGAACAUUUUGCAAUGACCAUUUUGAUUGCCGCUUAUUUGAAUUCUCCGGUUGGAGAUAGCAUCGAAUACCGUUUCGCCUUGUGGUCACCAAAACGUAACACAAUCCGCCAAAUGACGCUUUCCACGUCAUCCCAGUCGUGUCGAGACCUUCUCGGAGCAAUUAAAACGCAGAUUUUAGAACGAGAAACUGUGAUUUAUGAGCAACAUUAUGUACAGUAUUGCUCAUUGCUCGGAGCAUAUGUUACUGCGAUUAGGGAUGAUUUGAUCACCCGUGAGCGUAAUCAAAUGAUGUUCGAAAUUGCCGCUUUCGAAAUCGGAAAAUUCCUGGAAAAACAGAAAAAUGACACUGGAAAACAGAAGGAAUUCCAGAUUUUGGUGGAAAUUAUUCGGAAAUCUAUUGGAGAAAAACUUAAUUUUUAAGCAUUUUUUGUCGUUGAAUUUUGAUUUUUGUACUGUUUGAUCUGUUGACUUGAAUUUGAUCUUUUUUUUGAAAUGAAUACUUUUUUGUUG